CUGCGCGCUCAAGAAGGGCAUGUAGAUGCAUGUCCAUGUGUGUGUGUGCUGAGCUUCGCACCCAUUUUUGCACAUCCAACUGCAAAGUAAUUAAGCUUCACAUUGCCAUUGCGUGUCCAGCCCGGCCGGCCAAAUCCUCCCUCUCCCUGCGAGCUGCGAGUCUCGAGAGCAACCAUUGCUAAUUCCACCGCCCCCCGAUCCGGCGAGAAGAGGAAGGGGAAGACAGGACGAUGCAUCCAGGUCCAGUUGCUGUUGGAGCAGCAGGUGGUGCGGUGAUGGAGGUGCGCGCGGUCGCGAGGGCCGGAAUCAUACUCGGCUUGGCGAUGGCCGCCAUAGCUCUCGUCGCCGCCACCAUCAACCCAAGCGACUUCCACGCCCAGAUCAUCAAGCACGCGGCGCCGGCACCGGCGCCGGCGUCCGGAGCGCAGCAGUGCGCGGCGACGGAGGCACAAGUGCUGGGCCUGCGUGGGUUAGCGCUGGAUCUGGUGCUUAUCGGGGUGGUGCAGGCGGUGUUCGCCUUGGCGGCCGACGUUGCCGUAGCGGGAUCGCGCCGCAACCUGGGGGGCUGCCUCGCCGUCAUAGCGCACUUCAUCGGCUUCAUCAACGCCUGGUUCCUGUGGGACGUCGUCAAGGGUGCGGCGGUCGUCGCCGUUGGCCACUGCGCCGGCGAGCACCUCGCCUACCUCGUCAUCUGCUUCGUCCUCAUCGCCGUGUCCUACGCCGUGCUGCUCGGCGUCAGCCUCGCCGUCACAUGCUGCUCGUAGGACCGAAGCUACGCACUGUACUGGCAGCCACUGAUCCCCUGUAGCAUCCUUGAUGCAUCUAUUUUCUUCUACCUAGCU
Messenger RNA from Lolium perenne, 842 nucleotides. RefSeq lists its product as uncharacterized. The record is from RefSeq and is a predicted model, not a curated record. Lineage: Eukaryota; Viridiplantae; Streptophyta; Magnoliopsida; Poales; Poaceae.